Pararge aegeria (speckled wood butterfly) is the source of this 1125-nucleotide messenger RNA. RefSeq names its product low choriolytic enzyme-like. The record is from RefSeq and is a predicted model, not a curated record. NCBI's taxonomy places the organism in Eukaryota, Metazoa, Arthropoda, Insecta, Lepidoptera, Nymphalidae. Bases 1 to 1125 code for a protein of 374 amino acids. The transcript has 6 exons. Gene Ontology annotation, molecular function: zinc ion binding; metalloendopeptidase activity. Gene Ontology annotation, biological process: proteolysis.
AUGAUGCGGUCAGGAUUGCUGUUGUUCUUCAUUGGACUGGCAGCUUGCAGUCCUCCUGUGACGAAGAGUAAGGCGAAGAUUGAAGAAUUCAGACAGUAUUUAGAGAAGAGUCGAACCGACGAUGGAGUUCUGCUGGAGUCCCGUAUGCUAGCUGGCUCCAAUGGACUUGUAUGGGAAAACAGUGGCAAGUACCAGGGCGACAUACUCCUUGAUGACUCGCAGCUCGAAGACUUGGUGGCUGACUUCGCUGGGGUCAGUAACGACAACAACAGGAAUGCUUUCGUCGUAGCUAACACAAGAUGGCCGAACAACGUCAUGAUUUUCAAUUACGCAUCCAAUGAAUUCAAUAAUGCUCAACAAAACGCUAUUCGGACUGCAAUGAGUUGGAUCGAGCAUUUCUCCUGCGUUAGGUUCCGCUGGCGCUCCAAUGAGAGAGUCUUUGUUCGUAUGACGGGCAAUCCAACCGGCUGCUACGCUCAUGUCGGCUUCUCGACCGCCCAUCCCAACCGAGUCCUGAACUUGGCCAGAAACAAUCACUGUUUCUCACACGGCGUAAUUAUCCAUGAGUUGCUCCACAGCCUUGGAUUCCAACACAUGCAUCAAACAUACGAGAGGGAUUCGUUCGUUCGCAUCAACUGGAAUAACAUUAUAUCUGGUCAGGAAUUUGCCUUUACAAGGUUCCCACGUAAUCAAGUGAAUCUCCACGGGCUGCCCUACGAGUACACGAGCAUCAUGCACUACCACAACCAAGCUUUCAGCCGCAACCGGCAACCUACUAUAGUACCACUCAGGAGUUUCAGUGGGACCAUGGGUCAGAUGGAACAAACCAGUUACUGGGACUGGUUAAGGCUACGCAGACACUACAACUGCCCCGGCGCUUGGAACCGCAACUCCGAGGAGAUCAUGAAAAAAGAGGUUGAGCGAACACUGCCCCUGAUAAAAUUGAAUUUGCCGGCCCCAAAACAGGGACUUUUUACAGACGAGGAUAACGCGUACGUUCGAGCUCUUAACGCAGACACAAAUAACGAGGAUAUAGAUAACGAAGAAGCUAUGGAUUACGAAGAUUCAGAUAACGAAAAUAACAAUUUUAACGAAGAUAUUGGUAACGAUAAUUAUGAAAAUUAA